GAGUGACUGGGAUUGGGGAUGACAUUAUCAACGAAAGCCCAUCAUUCUUCUGUUACGUGUAGUACCACACAGGUUUCGUUGAAUAAAACUAUUGAACAUGGAUGAAAAAUUUUGCACACGAAAGACAUCUGGUAUUCUUAAAUUAGAUAAUAUAAAAACUAGUAAACAAUUAACAUCAUCAAUUGAUAUUCUACAACCAUGUCCUUCUCAAGAAGAGUUUUCUUCAUCAUCAGCAGUAUCCCCGCAAUUGUCAGUAACAUGGGCAUUUCCACCAAAUGAAAGGAACUUUGAAUCGGUGGAUUACAUUUUCCCUAUGAAGAUGGAUGCAGCUGGUGAAAGCUUUAUCAGUAAACACGACAGCAAAGCUAAAAUACAAGAAGAAAAUAACGAAGAUUAUUCCACGAGCCUAAAUGCAAUUAUUCAAAGAAAGGCCAGUGUUAAAAGAAAAAGAGGAUCCAGAAAUCAUCGUCAAAGUUCUAAAUCUGGUAGUCAAAUAAUGGGGAUAGUAAGUGGGGACAGACGGCGAUCCAGUGUAUAUACAACAAGUUCAGGGGAGACUGCAAUAACGUUUGAAGAAUCCAAAGAUGACUCUAUGCAAGACAAAAUAUUUGAAAAUAUUCGACUUCAUAAAGAGGUACUACAAUCCGUCAAAUUCGAACCAUGGAGCAUGAAACGUAAACUAAGGCUUGUUAAGCAAGCAAAAAGCUACAUCACACGUCAUGAGGGCGCAUUACAAGAGCAUUUCACCUCACGGACAGCAAAAAGUUUAUUAGCGCAAUUCAAUAUUUUUUUAUUAACAAAGUGGCGCAUGAUGAUCCGCGAAGUAACUAAUGUAUCAACUUAUCUGAUCCCAUGGGAAUCUAGAAUAAAGGAAAUUGAAUCUCAUUUUGGAUCAGUUGUUGCAUCAUAUUUUACAUUUUUAAGAUGGUUGUUUUGGGUAAACGUAGUCAUAUCACUGUUGUUAAUAGUGUUUGUGAUGGUACCAGAAGAAAUAUACGUCGAUUCUAGCAAGAUUAAAUGUGAUAUUCGAAAAACUAUGUCUCGCCAAGAAUAUGCAGCAUCGGCUAAUUUUAGUACGAUAUGGGAGUUUGAGGGUAAACUAAAAUAUUCCGCUCUAUUUUAUGGCUACUAUUCAACCUUUUCCGGUGCAAUCGCAUGGGGUUACAAUUUACCAUUAGCAUAUUUUUUAACAGGACUAGUUGUCUAUAUUUAUAGCUUUGUUGCAACGCUUAAAAGUAAGUUGUAAAGAAUUAUAAAU
Molecule: messenger RNA, 1258 nt
Organism: Culex quinquefasciatus (southern house mosquito)
Lineage: Eukaryota; Metazoa; Arthropoda; Insecta; Diptera; Culicidae
Product: transmembrane channel-like protein 3
Exons: 7
Coding region: 98-1246 (382 amino acids)
Cellular component (GO): plasma membrane
Molecular function (GO): mechanosensitive monoatomic ion channel activity
Source: RefSeq, a predicted model, not a curated record